CUGAAUGGCAGCUGGAUCCAAAGGUGUUCAGAGAGAUCGUGGACAGGAGAUUGAUCCUCACUUGCUUAUGGUGACACUCAACCCUGUGCUUUAUACAAAAAACAUCUCUGAAGAUUUCUGCUCAGGCUCCACUUCCAGGUCCUGCCAUCCUCAUGUUCUUCAACCCACAACGGUGACACAAUAAUUUUCUAUUCACCAACUUUGAAGAGUUUGGACCAUCUCUUUCAGGAUCUUCCACUCAAAAGGAUUUCCAGAGGAUUACAAAAGCUGAAUGAUGAAUUCCAGUCUGGGAGAUCUGAAUGUUACAGGGAACUAUUCUAGAUAUAACAAUACCACGGAUUCAUAUGAGGUUACCCCUUCUGAAAUAGGAUGGAUUGCUUUGAUUGGCAUAACUUUAAUAGCCUGUUUUAUUGGAAUUGUGGGCAAUGGCUACAUCAUCUGGCUACUUGGCUUCCAGAUUAAAAGAAACUGUUUCACCACAUUCAUCUUUAACUUGGCUAUUGCAGACUUUGGAUACCUCGCAUCUAUAGUUAUAUGUAUUAUCCAUCACUUUACCUAUUUUGAAGAAAGCGGAAUUUUCUUCCAGAUCUGUUUCUAUUUUGCCUACAUGAUGUACAUAAAUGCAAACUUUCUUCUGACCGCCAUCAGCAUUGACCGGUGUGUGGCUGUCCUUUUCCCACUUUGGCAUCGCUGUUCCCGGCCAAAACAUUUGUCCUCCAGAGUCUGUGUUUUCCUCUGGAUCUCUUCUUUCCUCCUGGGUGGAGUUCUGAACAUUGUGAAAAACUUUGGAAAUUACAAUCUGUUCAUUGUCUAUUUCCUUGUGGCAGCUAUAGUUUGCCUUCCGUUGAUCAUGCUUUCCACUGGUAUCCUUUUCAUCAAAGUGUGUCUUAAAUCGAAUCAGAAAAAUAAGAGUCGGCUUUUACUUGUGAUUUUAAUUACUCUGCUCUGUUUCCUUAUCCUUGGUUUUCCAUUAAAUGCCAUUGUGGUGAUUGUUAAAUUUUCUGGCACAGAUGACAGUAAAAUCGAAUAUUGGAUUCUUUGUACUAUGCUAUUUUCCUACCUAAACAGCAGCAUUAAUCCAGUGAUCUAUUUUCUAGUUGGGAGGAAAAAAGGGGCUCAGUCCAAGGAGAGCAUGAAGGUCCUUUUGCAAAACGUCUUCAAAGAAGGUGAAGCUACCAGAGGGAGAUAGAAGAGCUCAAAUCAUCUUACAAGGCCUCUGGGCUUCCUUCUGAGUAGCAAUGAGCAACAACAUUGCUACUGGAAGUUGUAAUCUCAUAGGUGGGACCAAAUCUUUUUCAGUAUAUUGGCUCUUUCAUCUGAAUACAUAUAGAAAGGGUUGCAUUUUAAGAGAAGGCCAAAUCAGUCCACAACUAAUGGUGUGCAAGAAGUGAACUGCCUGGGGUGGGUGAAAUACUCAAUUUAUUUGCUUUUUACAAAGACAGGGAAAGCACAAACCGCACCCGCUGCUUCCAGAUGUCGCUUAAAAGCAAUUCAUUCAUGAAAUGAAGCAACAGUGUGCAAAAUUAUAAUAGAAUCAAUUUAGAAAGCAGUUCACAUUCAGUCAUGAACGCUAAGGUUUUAACCUGUCACUAAAAAGAAGAAGAACAAGAGAGACCAUUUUCAAGCAUGGUCUAUGCCUUAGGAGCAACAGAAGAGAAAAAUGGGUCACAGGCAAAAUCUUAAAUCCCCAGGACAGUAAGAAAGGAUGGAAAGAUGGCUACUUAAGCAGGAGGUGUGUACAAAAACAUCCUUAGCAAUUCUACAAAUCAACAUCAUUAUUAUUAUUAUUAUUAUUAUUAAC
Molecule: messenger RNA, 1801 nt
Organism: Crotalus tigris (Tiger rattlesnake)
Lineage: Eukaryota; Metazoa; Chordata; Lepidosauria; Squamata; Viperidae
Product: mas-related G-protein coupled receptor member H-like
Exons: 4
Coding region: 272-1189 (305 amino acids)
Biological process (GO): G protein-coupled receptor signaling pathway
Cellular component (GO): membrane
Molecular function (GO): G protein-coupled receptor activity
Source: RefSeq, a predicted model, not a curated record